AAGAUGUCCUCUUUCAGUUGCUGGGACCUGCCCAUGGCCCUUCUCGCCCUGCUCUGCUGCCCAGGGUCUGGUGAGGAGGCAUUUGAGGUACACAUGUGGCCAGAGCAGCUGGUGGUCGAGUCCAGAGGGUCCUUGGAGGUCAACUGUAGCACAAACUGUGCCUGGCCAGAAGCAGGUGGUCUGGAGACCAACCCGGUCAAAACUCUGCUGGGCAACCACACUCAGUGGAAGCAUUUCUUGAUCUCCAACAUCUCCCAGGACACAGUCAUCUAUUGCUACUUCACUUGCUCCGGGAAGCAGCAGUUCAAGGAGGUCAAUGUCAGCGUGUACCACCCUCCAAAACAGGUGACACUGACGUUGCAGCCCCUCAGGGUGGUCACGGGCAAAUCCUUCACUAUUGAGUGCAAGGUGCCCGCCGUGGCACCCCUCAAGAGCCUCACCCUCACCCUGCUGCAUGGCAGGAAGAUGCUAUACAACCAGACCUUUGAGAAAGCAACACCUGACCCCCAAGAGGCCAUAGCCACACUGAAUGUGACAGCUCACAAGGAAGAUGGCCAACACAACUUCUCAUGCCAGGCGGAGCUGGACCUGCGCUCUCGUGGUGGAGGCAUCUUACGCCGUACCUCAGAGCCCCAGGCGCUGCAGGUCUUUGAGCCCAUGCAGGACAAUCAGAUGUUCAUCAUCAUCACCGUCAUGUCGGUGCUGCUGUUCCUGUUUGUGAUGUCUGUUCUACUGUGCUUUAUUUUUGGCCAGCAAUGGUGCCAGAAGAGGAUAGGUACCUAUGAAGUGCUGGCAGCCUGGCGGAGGCAGCCCAGGGCAUAG
Messenger RNA from Orycteropus afer afer, 822 nucleotides. It is a transcript of the gene ICAM2, whose product is annotated as intercellular adhesion molecule 2. The record is from RefSeq and is a predicted model, not a curated record. NCBI's taxonomy places the organism in Eukaryota, Metazoa, Chordata, Mammalia, Tubulidentata, Orycteropodidae. Gene Ontology annotation, biological process: cell-cell adhesion. Gene Ontology annotation, molecular function: integrin binding. The transcript is spliced from 4 exons. Bases 4 to 822 code for a protein of 272 amino acids. Gene Ontology annotation, cellular component: membrane.